UGGUGCUGCGGCCGUUCCUAGUCAUGGAGUCGCUGGACGGGGCGGCGCGGACGCUGCCUAGCAUAGGUCGGCUGUCAUGGGGGCUGCCAUUUGGGCGAGCCCACGGGCGGUGCGGGCUCAGCCCCAGCGGUGGGCUGCUACUACAGAAAAACUUAGAUUCCCAGGCAGUAGCGUUUCUGCUGCGCAAGCGGUGGGCCUUAUACAGCGUGACCCCUCUGUACAAGUUCUCUAGCGCUCAUCUGAAGGCUUACGCUAAACUGCUGAGUGCAUAUAUCGCUGCCGAGAAGCAGAACGGGCUGGCGGUGGAAGUAGGGGUCGAGCUAGACAUCAAAGUGGCUAUCUCCUGCCUUCCAGACCUGAAAGGCAGUGAACAAGAUGAGGCUGCAGUUCUCGUGCAGCUUUCUUUGCGACCACAAGCUUCCCAAAAGAAGUCAGAAGAGAAAGUGGUAUGGUCGGGCUGGUUCUGUUCUGUGUGUGGAGAUGAUCUUUCCAAAAACAUGCCAGCAGACUUCACUUGUUUACCUGUGUUUCUUGCUAAUGGGGCAGAGAGUUACACUUCCAUUGUUGGAAGCUGGUUUCAGAAGAUGUUUGACUGCUGCUUCCACCAUUUAGCCAUUAGCCCUCUCAAUCUCAGUUGGAUGGCAGCUAUGUGGACUGGAUGCAAGUUGGAAGAAAAUGCAUCUGCUAUGGAACUUGUUUUCUCUGUCCCCAGUCUGCCCCAGUCUCUGGAUAUUUCAUAUGCCAUUCAUGCAGAGGAUGCAAAAGCUCUGUGGGACACCGUCCAAAAAACUCCAGGAGAGAUAACGCAAGAAGAGGUGGAUGUCUUUAUGGAUUGCCUUUACUCUCACUUCCACAGACACUUUAAGAUCCACUUGUCAGCUACAAAACUGGUGAAAGUUUCUACAGCAGUUGCCUCAGCACACUGUGAUGGGAUUAUAAAGUUUCUACAAAGCCAGUAUGUAAUGGAAGUGCUGAUGCUACUGACAGAACUAGCAAUCUCUCAGAUACAGUGAGAGUCAUUUCAGCAAAUCAGGCUGAAAAGGCUACUGCUGGAAGAUAUCUGCUGAGAAAUCAAGUGGAAAGUCACUCCUGCAGUAUCUUCUUUGCUUUCAUGCUGUCUGAAUUUGGACUCUUAACUCCUGCACUUGACUCUAGCUGUAAUUCAGUGUCGUACACAGUAAAGACAAGCAGACAUUUUUGCCUUAAAGAAGGGCUACAUUACUUCUGCUUCUUAAGCACCUUCAUUUUCAUCAUAGUCAUUCUGUUCAUGUACGUGUAUUACAUCAGAUUGUGUAUUGUAUUCAGAGAUACAGGUAUCAGCCAGGGGCUAGGAGACAGACUUUGCAAAUUCUUGGAUGCAGCUUGCUGUCAGGUACUUCUGUUGUUUCAAAUAGCAAGUUGGUUUUCACUUGAUAGCCUAAGCUAUACCGACCUUGGUCUUGGCUCAACUGCAACUACUCUUGGUCCAAUGUAAAUACAGUCGAACACCCCUGAGAAAGGGUGCAUGUUUUACAGUCCAGGGCAGAAAAAUCUAGGUUUCCAGCUUCCUUUCUAGAUUGCUAUGGCCACUUGGCAAUAGUUAAAGUAUUCAUCUGCAUCCUGUUGGGCUAAGUUGAACAGCAUGAGACUGAUAACUGCAUUUUGUGUCCAGCCUGUUGGCUGUCUUAGAUGAGUUGGUUAUUACAUCAGAAAUUAAGGGCUGUGGAUAAGCUAGAUAUUUACUGUGCUUUGCCUGAUGGUUAUUAUCUUGGAUGUAAUCUUGUAGGCUGCAGAGCUCUUGAGGUUGGAGCUAUAGGUGCUAGAAUUUUAUACUAGAUCUCUCCCUACUACAGUAGGUAGGAUUUCAGACAGCUAGUGGACAGUGCCCUAAUCAUAGCUUAAACAAGCAGAAAUUAAGUAAAUACAUGUCAAGUGUUGUAAUUUUUACAGUACUAAAUAUUAUUUGCUAUUUUUUACCAACACAUUGGUCUUGAGCUAAGUAAAGACCAAAUAUGCCUGCUUAAAUAUAUAUUUGUAUGGUGCUUACUUGAUUUAACUACUCAUUGUUACCUGUUAGGUAAUUCUGUGAGCAGCAAAUUUUAAAGUCCAGUUUCUUAUACAACUCACUUCUAAUACCUUCACACUUGUGCACCAUCUUUGAGGUCUGAUGAGUUUGUGCUGUGAUGUUCCCCCUAAAUAGGGACAAGUUUCCCUUCUUUGCCCAACUAUGUAAAUUUUAGGAUUUGUCAGCUGUCACUAAAAAUGUUCUUCCUUCUUUUCCCCACACAGGCAGAGGAACCAGCCAUGCAAAUAUUUAAUUAUCUAAUGUGACAUAACUACACACCUAGCUCCUAAUCUACUUCAGCUAAUUCUGGAGAUAAAUUAUUAAAACAAAGAUGUACUUUGUUUUAGUUUUUGUUUACUAGUUGAAGAUGGAUUAUUUUUGUUUGUAGAGGUUGCAGUCUGUAAAGUGCUAACUCUUACCCUGACAGAAACAGCUAAGCAAUUUCCUGAAGGUUUUGACAGCCACAGCAGCUAUUUAAACUAUCACUUCUGGUGCUUUUAUUAAACAUCUUACACAAAGUUUGCUAUCUUGAUUCAGAGGAUCACUGGGUAAAGCAGUAGGAGGUCUGAUAUAACUGGCACCUGUAUUUGAUUUGAAAACACAACUGUUGCACUCAUGGCUUAGUUUUAAAUCUAAUACUAAGCUCCUUCCAACAAACUUGCAUAAAUCUCUAAAAACCUGAAUUCCAUAUAGCCUCUUUUAACUAGUUCUUUGCCUUAAGAACACUGUCCAAUAGCAUGUGAAACUCCAGUAGAAUGCAUAUAUCAACUGUGGCCAUAGUUGGCUUUCAAAACUGAUGCUUUGCUAUGUAUACAUACAUCUACUGCAGUCUAGCUUUAAGGUACUGCUAAAAUGAAAACCUGCUUUCUCCAAUUUAACAUCUACAAAUUGGAGUAUAGCCCUCAUUGAUAACUGCAGUAAACUGACCAGAGCUCGAUUGAUCUAGGUAGUACAGCUGCUUUCUUUGAGAAAAAGCUGUUUCUGAAUGAUGUGCUUCUAAGUAAUUGAGGGUAGUGAUAAACAGCAGAGUUCUAAGCCAGUUUUACUUGGACUGGUGCCUGGAAAAAAAAACCCACCAAAAACAAGCCAAGAUCUGUGUUCACACAAACUAUACAAAAGCAUAGUCCACUGCUUUCACCCAAGGGAACAAACCAAGAACAGCAUAGAAGAAAUUUAUUAAGA
This is a messenger RNA of Melopsittacus undulatus (budgerigar), 3226 nucleotides long. RefSeq names its product centromere protein L (gene CENPL). Lineage: Eukaryota; Metazoa; Chordata; Aves; Psittaciformes; Psittaculidae. The coding region runs from base 24 to 1013 and encodes 329 amino acids. The record is from RefSeq and is a predicted model, not a curated record. The transcript is spliced from 4 exons.